AUCUUCUGGGCACCCACACAUCUCUCUCCUGAGGCUCGCGAAGGCCUGUUGGAAGGCUGGCGCACUCGUCUUCAAGGUCUCCUAAACGAGGCGCCUCUCGCCUUCCCACCUGCAGACAUCUUUGACAAGGGGAAAGGCUUUCAACUGAAGCCUGAAGUCCGGGAGAAGCAGGCUGAUUCCCCUUUUGGUCUCACUGUGGGUCACCACCUGGAGAAACCGCUGCCACCCCAAAGCCAGAUGAAAGCUGGG
Molecule: messenger RNA, 249 nt
Organism: Sinocyclocheilus grahami
Lineage: Eukaryota; Metazoa; Chordata; Actinopteri; Cypriniformes; Cyprinidae
Product: NAD(P)H dehydrogenase [quinone] 1-like
Exons: 1
Source: RefSeq, a predicted model, not a curated record